Messenger RNA from Musa acuminata AAA Group (dessert banana), 2175 nucleotides. RefSeq lists its product as uncharacterized. The coding region runs from base 315 to 1235 and encodes 306 amino acids. NCBI's taxonomy places the organism in Eukaryota, Viridiplantae, Streptophyta, Magnoliopsida, Zingiberales, Musaceae. The record is from RefSeq and is a predicted model, not a curated record. The transcript is spliced from 6 exons.
AUCAUCUUCGUCUUUUGGAUGGGCACUCCCGACUCGGGAAGCUUCGUCCCACUUUCUCGCCUUCGCCAUUCCCCCUCUUCGUUCCACCCCUGCUAGAAGCCCUACACAUUUCCGAUUCCGACGCAUAUAUCCUCGCCAUGAAUACGAAGCCACAAAUUGGCCGCGUUCUCAUGUAGAAUUCCGCUCUUUCGCCCAGAGGUUGUCCUUCAUGAACGAUCAUCCGAGUUAGCGAUCGUGCGCAUAGUGGGAUAGUGUUAAGUGAGGAGGUUUUGAAUUCCUGAAGCCGUUGGAUUGUUCUGCGUAGGGGAGGGGAGAUGUCGAGUGGAGAAGUCAGGAAGGUCUCCCGUCAGGAUAUACAACUGGUUCAGAAUCUUAUUGAAAGGUGCCUGCAGCUGUAUAUGAACCAGAAAGAAGUAGUUGACACUUUGUCUUUCCAGGCAAAGAUAGAGCCUAGUUUCACUGAACUUGUUUGGCAAAAACUUGAGGAGGAGAACCUGGAAUUUUUCAAAGCAUAUCAUAUUAGACUGAUCCUUAAAAACCAAAUACUGCUUUUUAAUAAGCUCCUUGAGAAACAGGUUGAGCUUAUGCAGAAAGCAUGUCCAUCUGGAGUUGCUAUCUUACCAAUUCCAAAUGCCUCCCAUUCUCCUUUGCUUCAAACUCCAUCAUGCUAUAUGUCUCAACAUGCGUCCACAUCUUCACGGCCAGAUGGCAUGUUUUAUAAUGGAGAUUUUUCAAGUGCUCUUGUAAAUGGUAGGUCAUCAGAACAUCAGGGGAACUAUCUUGAAAGUGAUUCAUCAAUUGUUGCUGGAAUUAUGCAUGCUUCGACAAGUGUGUUAUCUGCACAUAACUCCAACAUGGGAAGGAUUUCUGGACUGAGUGAGACAAUAAUAAAGUCAGAGCCUAACUAUUUAAACAAUUCUGAGUUUCCAUUCGUUAGUGAUAACAUCAUCUUGGAAGCACACCGACCAAUUGGAGAUGCUUCAGGUGGAUCCUUUAGUAACUCAGAAUUGACUGGACAACCGGCAAACAGCACUCUCCCGGAUGUUGAUACACCUUCGCUUGGAUUUAGUCAGAUUCCCCGAAAUUUCAGCUUUUCAGAUUUAUCAGAUGACUUUAGUCACUGUGCUGAUAUACUAGAGAAUUAUGAUAAAUCUCCUUAUCUUCCACCUGAUUCAAAUAACUUUCUGGACUCUCCAGCAACAGAAUUUAAAGGUAUUACUUUGCUGUUGAAUUGAGAUUUCUAUAUUUUUCUUACACUUGUUUAGAGGACACUAGAAAACUAGACACUAUAUCUGAAGGGGUUAGUUAUGAUGGCUUACGAAGUGACUGACCUAACAUAUAAUGUGUUUUCCUCCAAGGUAACUUUCUACAGCCUUCAUUUUUUUCAUCUCCUUUUCUUCUCUCUUUUUUCUCUCAAAGAGUAGAGACAAAAAAGAGGGACUUUUAUCACAUCAAUACUGCAUGAAGCUUCAGGUAACUGCCUAUGGUUUCAUAUUCUCUAUCGUGUAAACCAUUGCAAAUUUGUGGUGGUUCCCCUGUUAAAAAACAAAAUUUAUUUAUAUUGAGUGUAUGGGACGAGCAUCUGACUUUUCUGUGAUUGAUUAUAUAGGAUUGCACAGUGCUGUACUCUAAGUCACAAAUUAUUAUAUAGUGGCUAUAUCUUCCCGUUCAUGCUUGAUUACAUCAUUUUAAAUGACACUACGAAUGUUGUUAGCGGUACCCUCUUUUCUCUCAUAUGCAUUCUUGUGUGUUCCUAUCAGAUAUACUGUUUCUCACAACAUGCAAGCACAUCUUAUGGAAACAGUGAAUUAUUUAGAGUCCAUGUAUAAUUAGGUCCUUCCAACGAGGAUAUAUAUUUAAUCUAAUGCUAUUUGCUGAUGUGACUAUGAUCAUGGGAUGACUGACCGGAGCCAUACUGUAUUUUAGUUCUGACACAUUUGUCAAAUUCUGCUGUAGGUUGACUGGGCAUCUGUAUAUAUGGGAUUGACAGGCUCCUUAUUCUUCAAAUUUCAGUGGAUCCUUCUCAAGUAGUUUACUUCACACGUUUUGCACAGUCGCUAAUGUUUUCUGCCAUUGGAACUUUCUGUAAUGAUAUUUGUAGUUGAGCAACAAGUUAAUUUGUUUCAUACACAUCAUGCUAUUGAUGCAUUGUUCUGGUCCAUAUGGGAGGCACUC